GAUGAUUCGCCCCGUGGAGAACUCGGAAGAGUUGCAGGAGUUUCCGUGACACCGCUUCGUCCGGGAUCAACUUGUCCUCACAACGUCCUUUGACUUGUCGAAGUGUUUUUUCAUUUUUAGACAUGUUUAGGACAAUCCAAGACAGCUGAAUGGGAGGAAAGAGAGCCAAGCAAAGACAAUCAUGAACAAAUUGAAGUCCUCACAGAAGGAUAAAAUUCGCCAGUUCAUGAUUUUCACCCAAGCCAAUGAGAAGACUGCACUGGUUUGUCUGUCACAACAUGACUGGAAACUAGAGGUUGCCACGGACAAGUUUUUCCAAAAUCCAGAGCUCUAUAUUUCCAGUUUAAAAGGAGCUUUCGACAAGAAGAAGCUUGAACAACUGUACACCAGAUAUAGAGAUCCUCACGAUGACAACAAGAUUGGCAUCGAGGGGAUUCAGCAGUUUUGUGACGAUCUCGGUUUGGACCCCGCCAGUAUAAGUGUUCUCCUCAUCGCUUGGAAGUUCAGAGCUGCUACACAAUGCGAGUUCUCAAAACAGGAGUUCAUAGAUGGCAUGGCGGAACAAGGAUGCGACAGUAUAGACAAGCUAAAAGCUCAACUACCCAAGAUGGAACAGGAGUUAAAAGACCAAGGAAGAUUUAAGGACUUUUACCAGUUUACAUUUAAUUUUGCAAAGAAUCCUGGCCAGAAAGGUUUAGAUUUAGAAAUGGCUAUUGCUUAUUGGAAUUUAGUAUUGGAUGGAAGAUUCAAGUUCCUCGACCUAUGGAAAACAUUUUUAGUUGAGCACCACAAAAAAUCCAUUCCCAAGGACACUUGGAACCUGCUGCUAGACUUCAGCACAAUGAUAACAGAUGACAUGUCCAAUUAUGAUGAGGAAGGAGCUUGGCCUGUACUCAUUGAUGACUUUGUGGAGUUUGCACGACCGCACAUCGGGACCAAAAGCACUGCAGUUUAGGCUCCUCUUAACAGCCUACACAAGCAAGAGAAAAGAACACGUGGCCCACGCUGAGCUGACAACUAUGUUGCCUUUUCAAUCCUCAGGACUGAAAUAUUUUACACAGCAGAGACUUUAUAUAUACACACGUGCGUGUGUGUGUGCGUGUGUGUAUGUUUGUGUAUGUACAAUACAUAUGUUAAAAUAAUGCAUAUCACUUCGCUGGUCAGCUUGUGGUGGUUUGGGCGCUUUUAACGACAGUAUUUGGGAUUUUCUGGGGGUACCGAAGCCAAGCAAGAAGCAGCACCAUCUCAGUUUUGGGAUAUGUUUGGGCUUUGCUCAAAUGUCCACACACAUUCUUCAACUGUCAUGUAAACAUUUUUCUAAAAAUAGUUUUUAAUUUGACUCCUGAGUGGCAUCCAGAUUUUUAUUUUAUGAUACAUCUGUGACUAUUCCAUAUGAAGUAUAAUCACAUUUUUUUUCCAUGAUCAAUGCUGCUCCAUUCUUUUAACUUGAAAUAAAUGUUUGAAUUUGGUAUCUUUGAAGCUGCCAGCCCAUGUGUGCCUCAAAGCAGCCGCCCGCCUCUGCGUGAUGAAUACAAUGUUAUGCUUCCAGGCUCAUAAGGGAUGGUUAAAUGGGGUCAAUCUUUGGAUGUCUUGCAGUUCCUCCCUUCUGGUGAGGGCAUACUUGAAUGGACAAUGAUUUAGAAUCACUUUUAGUAUUGUACAUUUGCCAGCCAAAACAUUAGGCAGACCUGAGAAAAUAUAAUGUUUUUCAUGGCAAAUUACAGCUAAAAUAAACAUUGGUGUUUAAAAUGA
Molecule: messenger RNA, 1752 nt
Organism: Syngnathus typhle (broad-nosed pipefish)
Lineage: Eukaryota; Metazoa; Chordata; Actinopteri; Syngnathiformes; Syngnathidae
Gene: dcun1d1
Product: DCN1, defective in cullin neddylation 1, domain containing 1 (S. cerevisiae)
Exons: 8
Coding region: 182-955 (257 amino acids)
Biological process (GO): protein neddylation; positive regulation of ubiquitin-protein transferase activity
Cellular component (GO): ubiquitin ligase complex
Molecular function (GO): ubiquitin conjugating enzyme binding; ubiquitin-like protein binding; cullin family protein binding
Source: RefSeq, a predicted model, not a curated record